Labrus bergylta (ballan wrasse) is the source of this 1246-nucleotide messenger RNA. Lineage: Eukaryota; Metazoa; Chordata; Actinopteri; Labriformes; Labridae. The record is from RefSeq and is a predicted model, not a curated record.
UGUGUGCAAACAGUUUAACAUGGCGGACAGUGGGUCCCUCAUAGCGGCUCUGCUGAGCUCCUUGCUCUCCCUGGAUGUUCCUCCGGACCUCGGGGCUCAGGUGGCCGAGCUGUACCGGCUCCAGACGGCCCUGCUGAGGCGGAGGAGGCUCCGCGAGAUGGUGGAGAGAGACCGGCGGAGGAGACAGUACCUGCGGAGGAGGAGGGCGUUCCUGCUCUCCUCCAUGGCCGGGAUCCUUAGCCUCAUCACGGUCACCAGGAGACCCGUGUGGGUCAUUAACCGGAGCCCGGCGCAGAACCUGUGGGCCGGGGCGCAGCACUUCGACGAGGAGGAAUGGAAGGCGCAGUUUCGGAUCUCGAGAGCGACGUUUGACUUCCUGCUCGAAGAGGUCGGUCCCGCCAUCAAACGACGCAGGACGAAUUUCCGCGCGCCCAUCGAACCGGACCGGAGGCUGGCCAUCGCCCUGUGGUGGUUCUCCCGAUCCGGGGAGUACCGAACCAUCGCCCAAAUGUUCGGUGUGGGCGUGGCCACCGUGUGUAUCGUAGUCCGGCAGGUCACCGCCGCCAUACUGGACCGCAUGUAUGAGCGUUACGUGUCGCUGCCCUCAGGACAACCCGACGACUACUACAACCAGAACGGCUGGCACUCGGUCAUCCUGCAGGCGGUGGUCGACCACGACGCCCGGUUCACAGACGUUUACGCCGGCUGGCCCGGCAGCACCAGCACGGCCUCGGUUCUGUCCAGCUCAGACCUGUUCCUGAAAGCAGAGGACCGGCCUGACGGGUACCUGUUCCCCAGAGAGAAAUCCAUCAUGUCAGACGGCGUGGAGAUCCCCGUCCAUCUGAUCGGAGACGAGUCGUUCCCUCUGAAGCCGUGGUUGAUGAAAGGAUACAGCCAACACCAUCAGCUGUCUCCUGAACAGCGCCGCUUCACCUACACCCUCAGCUCCGCCCGCUCCGUGGUCGACACCGCCUUCAUGCGUCUGAAAGGGCGUUGGAGGUGUCUGCUGAAGAAGACCGACAUCGACGUGUCCAUGAUGCCGCGCGUAGUGGCUGCGUGCUGCGUCCUGCACAACAUGUGUGAACAGCUGGGGGACUGUUUCCUGCCCGAGUGGAACGCCGACGCCAAUCCAACUGUGAUGAGUCUGAGACAACCGGACACGGAGCCGUACGAGGGACACGUACUGCACCGCCGAGGUCAUCAGGGACACCAUCACUACAACCUGCUCACUAUCCUGCAGUACUGA